AUGUGUCGAGGAAUAUUUUGAGCACCACCCGGGUUUUAUCGAUCCGUCUUUAUUGGGCUCUACUGCCGUCGAAAGGUCGCGUGUCGUGGACAAGAUGUCCAACGCGUCCCUGCCAGUCGCCGAAUACAUUGACCGAUAUCCGUAUGAUCCCGAGUGCCAUUGGGAUGCGGAGGAUCUUGUCAUGUCGCAUCUUUCAUCGCCCAUUCUUCAAUUCCACUGGUGCGCCUCGAACAAGGAGGAGACAGAAGAAGAUGUACGGCCGACGAACCACUGGAUGAUUUUCCUUCAGACAGGACCUAACUCGUCCGUUCGACUCAACAUGCGCUCGGGAGAGUCAUCGCAAUAUCCCGGCCUGUUGGAAGUCUCCUCGACGAGAUACGCAUUCACCCAGAACUGCUGCUUCAGGGUCUCGGGGGCGACAGUUCCCGGCCUCACCGUGGAACACGUCUUCAGCCUUAUCAUCAGGAAUGGACGUGAUCGUUACAAAUUCACUGAUAGUCACGAGGGGUGUAGGCAUUGGGUCAACGUGAUUGCUAGCGAUCUAAGCAGCGCUGGGUGGGUGGAAUCAGGGGUGGCUCAGAGAGUCUCUCAAGCCGUCGUCUUUUACUUCCCUCCGACCCACAGCGUACAUGGCGCCCAAGCUCCGGUCUAUAGGCCUUUGGAAGUGGGUACAUUUUUCUGGUUUGUGCCAUGUCCUGCUUUUGGUUUUUGGCACAGAGAUUCUAAAUCCUUUCCAUAGAUCCCAGUCCAGCGAAAGUAGAGGGCUUAAACAAUCUGUCGAACGUCCACAUGAUUGCGUAUAUACCCACAUCUAAAUAAGUAAUCUUGUGUACUAAGUGGAGCCUGUGAUUCGGAAUAAUUCAAGAGAAGUUCUUUUAUUAUGGAGUUGCAAGCACUCUUAUGUGAAAGCCCCAUGCGACGAUUGACGUUGUAGACGAAGUAAUACUCACAAU
Molecule: messenger RNA, 953 nt
Organism: Desarmillaria tabescens
Lineage: Eukaryota; Fungi; Basidiomycota; Agaricomycetes; Agaricales; Physalacriaceae
Exons: 3
Coding region: 95-739 (214 amino acids)
Source: RefSeq, a predicted model, not a curated record